Molecule: messenger RNA, 1503 nt
Organism: Mauremys reevesii (Reeves's turtle)
Lineage: Eukaryota; Metazoa; Chordata; Testudines; Geoemydidae
Product: centromere protein F-like
Exons: 10
Coding region: 283-1488 (401 amino acids)
Biological process (GO): metaphase chromosome alignment; regulation of G2/M transition of mitotic cell cycle; mitotic cell cycle
Cellular component (GO): spindle pole; chromosome, centromeric region; nucleus
Molecular function (GO): microtubule binding; dynein complex binding
Source: RefSeq, a predicted model, not a curated record
AGCUGCGUGUGUGAGCCUGGCCUAUAACGGGCCGCCCUUUGCGGCAGACACUCCACGGCAAGUGCCAGCAGGUCCCUCUUUCUCAGGCCCCCUCGUGUACACCCCUGCUUGAAAAACUGUUUGUGUGCAGAUCGCUUUGUUUAGCAUCUUCUGACUCCUUUUGCACUGUUUUUCUUGUGACUGCUGCCAACUGUUGUAAGAAAACUUCUUUCUUUGCAGCAAGUGGUGAGUAAUUUGGCCUGCUGAUAGGAUGUUACCUCUUUUUUCCUGCUGCCACCUUGGAUGACUUGUCCAGAGUCUUUACAACGUGAAAUGUUGGAGCAAAAAAUGGACGACCUACUGAGUCAUCAGAGACAAUUUGUCGAAAAUAAUCGUCGGUCCUUAGAACAGAAAAUAAAAGAAAAGGAAAAGGAAGUGUUUCAUCAGCUACAUGACUUACUGAGAGGGGAUCUGCCGUGCGACCAGAUAAACCAGGACUUGCAGCAAGCCAACGACGCUCUACAAGCAGAACUCGACAAAGAAAUGGAGGAAAAAAACUUUCUUCGCUGCCAGUCUGAUCAAAAAUCUGAAGAAAUCCAUCAGCUUCAAGAAGAACUGAAAACAGCUAAACAGUUUCUGAAGGAGACCCAGAAUUAUGCAGAAGAGAUGAAAAAGAAGAGUUUGUCUCAGGAAAUACAAUUAGAAAAGAAAGAAGCUGAGAUUCGGGAUUUAGAGGGGAAAAAUCAAGAUUUGACUGAGGAACUUGAGAAAGUGCAGUCAGAGUUGCAACUUAAACAAGCUGAGAUCGCUCAUCUCCAAAAUCUAUCUGCAGCCGAGUUGGCUUGUUUAAAAAAGGAAAUAGUAAACAUCAAGGCAGAGCAAAAGAAACUUCAAGAGCAACUUAACAACUCGCUUCAAGAAAAUGAGCAACUGAGCAAGCUAGACAAUCUGAAGGUUCAACAGAAGAAGCAAAAUGGAUUCGCUCACAGUAAACUGAAGACAUGGAUGCAAUCCUGUGCUGAUGAGAUGGCACAUUCACUGACCCAGGACAACGAGCAAGAGUAUGAGCCAGACGGACUCCCGGAGGUGGUCAGAAAAGGCUUUGCUGAUAUUCCUACUGGGAAAGCCAACCCCUGUGUUUUGCGCAGAACAGCGCUAAACCUAAAGACCAGUCCCCGUCUUGCUGCUCAAAGCCAAAAUUUGUCACCAUAUGGCCAAUGUUUACAAAAAGGCAGGUCAGCUAAUUUUGCCAAGAUCUCUAAACCGACAGCUGGUGGCAGCAAAUCAACAAAGGUAGAUGAUACUCAGCAGCGCCAAGCAGAAACAGCUAUUGAACCUAUGGAAUCAAGAUCUCCUCUUUGCAUGAAGAAGCAACACACACAAGCUGUUGCUGAGAACUCAAGGGAGAAUCUCCACACACACCAAGGCAGAUGUUCCUUGAGCACACAAAAACUACCUGAUCAAAAUGAACAAGACAAAAACUUCAAACAACACCUCCCCAAGCCCUGAAAAAAUGCCUGCCUG